This is a messenger RNA of Stegastes partitus (bicolor damselfish), 822 nucleotides long. RefSeq names its product claudin 2 (gene cldn2). Gene Ontology annotation, cellular component: membrane; bicellular tight junction. Gene Ontology annotation, molecular function: structural molecule activity. The transcript has a single exon. The record is from RefSeq and is a predicted model, not a curated record. The coding region runs from base 1 to 822 and encodes 273 amino acids. NCBI's taxonomy places the organism in Eukaryota, Metazoa, Chordata, Actinopteri, Pomacentridae.
AUGGCAUCAGCAGCUCUGGAGCUGAUGGGCUUCUUCCUGGGCUUGCUGGGGAUGCUGGGCACCCUGGUUGCCACAGUGCUGCCCUACUGGCAGAUUUCUGCACACAUCGGCUCCAACAUCGUCACUGCUGUGGCCAACAUGAGGGGCCUGUGGAUGGAAUGUGUCUAUCAGAGCACCGGGGCCUUCCAGUGUGAGACCUACAAUUCCAUGCUGGCUCUGCCCUCUGACCUGCAGGCCUCUCGGGCCCUCAUGGUCAUCUCCCUGGUGCUGUCCAUCCUCGCAAUCGCCAUGUCCGUCCUGGGGAUGCAGUGCACUCUCUGCUUGGAUGGCUCGGGUGCUGUUAAGAGCCGUGUGGCGGGUGCCGGCGGGGGGUUGUUUGUCGCUGCCGGCUUUCUGGCUCUCAUACCUGUGGCGUGGACCACACACGAGGUGGUCCAGACCUUCUAUCGCCCAAACGUACCAGCCAGCAUGAAGUUUGAGCUGGGAGAGUGUUUGUACGUCGGUCUGGCCUCCGCACUUAUUACCAUGCUGGGAGGAGGGAUGCUGUGCGUGUCCUGCUGUGAUGAGCAGGAUGGCGGCCGCGGGAGGCGACAUGGCGCCGGAUAUCCAUAUCCAGUAGGAGGCGGCAUCUCCAGCGCAGGAGUACGAACCACCUCACAGACCUACCGCAACCCCACCCUGCAGGUAGGGGGCACCAGCACCGGCGGCAGGGGGCAAACACUGAUCCGCAGUGCAAGUGGCAGCUCAGGAACGAGUACGCAUGGAGUCCAGGGAGCUAAGAAACCGGCAGCAGCAGGAUAUGACAUCACAGGAUAUGUCUGA